CAUCUGCGAAUAUCGGAUUACAAGAUGGCGGUCUGUAGAUGUUAGCGAGGAGGCCGUCAGAGUUGUUGUGCUUUCUUUGCAUUUAACUGUUUUAUCAUCAGGCCUGUUGCUUAGCCCUUUUAUAUCGUACACGUAUUGUGUUUAUGAAGUUGGCCCCAAAAUACAGGAUUGCUGCCGUAAACCGUUAUUAGACGCGCGUGUUUCAUAACAUGCAGGUGAGAAAAAAGUUAACAGGUCGAGGAAAACACUAGACGGGGUGAGCUGGUAGCCUGUUAGCUCCGACUCGGUUAACCAUGUCGGACACUCGGCGGCGGGUGAAAGUGUACACCCUAAAUGAAGACCGACAGUGGGACGACCGGGGCACUGGACAUGUUACGUCCUCGUUUGUGGAACGACUGAAGGGGAUGUCGUUGUUAGUUCUAGCCGAAUCUGACGGUUCAUUACUGUUGGAGUCGAAGAUAAGUCCGAAUACCGCAUAUCAGAAACAACAGGACACGCUGAUUGUCUGGUCAGAAGCAGAUAAUUAUGACCUUGCCUUGAGUUUCCAGGAAAAAGCAGGCUGUGAUGAGAUCUGGGAGAGGAUUUGUCAGGUUCAAGGUAAGGACCCUGCUAUGGACAUCACUCAGGACCCCAUCGACGAGUCGGAGGAAGACCACUUUGAAGAGAUUCCAGAGACCACCCACCUGGUCGAGCUCCCGCCUUGUGAAUUAGGUCGGCUUGAAGAAAUUGCAGAUCUGGUGACUUCUGUCUUGUCCUCGCCCAUUCGGAGGGAAAAACUUGCCCUGGCGCUGAUGAACGAGGGAUACAUCAAGAAACUGCUGGGUCUCUUCAGAGUUUGUGAGGACCUGGACAACCGAGAAGGCCUUCAUCACCUCUAUGAGAUUGUGCGAGGCAUCUUGUUCCUCAACAAAGCAGCCCUGUUUGAGGUCAUGUUCUCUGACGACUGUAUCAUGGAUGUGGUGGGCUGCCUCGAAUACGAUCCAGCUCUGGUUCAGCCAAAACGUCACAGAGAGUUUCUGACCAAGACAGCAAAGUUCAAGGAGGUGAUUCCCAUCACAGACUCAGAGUUGCGACAGAAAAUCCACCAGACCUACAGAGUUCAGUACAUCCAGGACAUAAUCCUGCCCACACCCUCAGUCUUUGAAGAAAACUUCCUGUCCACACUCACAUCCUUCAUCUUCUACAACAAAGUGGAAAUUGUCAGUAUGUUGCAGGAGGAUGAGAAGUUCCUCACUGAGGUCUUUGCACAGCUGACAGAUGAAGCCACAGAAGAAAGUAAAAGACGGGAAUUGGUGAAUUUUGUUAAGGAAUUCUGUGCUUUUUCCCAAACAUUGCAGCCACAAAACAGGGAUGCUUUCUAUAAAACUUUGGCAAAUCUCGGGAUUUUACCUGCUCUUGAAAUAGUGAUGGGAAUGGAUGACUUGCAGGUGCGAGCAGCGGCUAUCGACAUAUUCUCUUACCUGGUGGAAUUCAGCCCAUCGAUGGUCAGGGAGUUUGUCAUGCAGGAACCGCAGCAAACGGAAGAUGAUGUUCUCCUGAUCAAUGUUGUGAUCAAGCAGAUGAUUUGUGACUCUGAUCCAGAGUUAGGGGGCGCUGUCCAAUUGAUGGGUUUGCUCAGGACACUCAUUGACCCUGAAAACAUGCUGGCCUCCACCAAUAAAACCGAGAAGACAGAAUUCCUGGGUUUCUUUUACAAGUACUGUAUGCACGUCCUGACCGCUCCUCUUCUGGCCAAUACUGCGCAUGACAAGAACUCGAAAGAUCAUCCAGAAGGAUCUGCAAAGAUGAAUCCAGUUUGUCCAGACAACUUUCAAACAGCUCAGCUGCUCGCACUGAUCCUGGAGCUUCUCACGUUCUGUGUGGAGCACCAUACCUACCAUAUCAAGACCUAUAUUAUGAACAAAGACCUGCUCAGGAGAGUUCUGGUGCUCAUGAAUUCCAAACAUACCUUCCUUGCUCUUUGCGCGUUGCGUUUCAUGCGCAGAAUCAUUGGUCUAAAAGACGAGUAUUACAACCGCUACAUCAUCAAAGGGAACCUGUUUGAGCCCGUCAUAAAUGCCCUGCUGGACAACGGCACCCGAUACAACCUCCUCAACUCGGCCAUCAUCGAACUCUUUGAGUUCAUCAAAGUGGAGGACAUCAAAUCUCUCAUAGCUCACAUUGUGGAUAAUUUCUACAAAGCACUUGAAUCCAUCGAGUAUGUUCAGACGUUUAAGGGCCUGAAAGGUCGAUACGAGCAGGAAAAAGACAGGCAGAGUCAAAAACUCAACAGAUAUCGCAGAGACGCACGGCCGUUGGACGAGGAUGAGGAGUUGUGGUUCAACGAUGACGACGAAGAUGACGAGGGAGAGACUGUGGAGAGGAGGAUGGACGAAGACUUCUCUGACAGCUAUGAGAAGUUCAUGGAAGCCAAAAAGGGAGCCGCCAACGGAGCCAACAACGCCAAGUCUGCCGCUGUACCACCUGCCUCACCAGCCGUCACUUCGAACAGUUCAUCUUCCUCUGUCAAAACAGUUGUUCUUCCUGCCACUCCUGUUGCUAAGACUGCUCUUGUUGGUUUGGUGGACUACCCUGAUGAUGAGGAUGAAGAGGAAGAAGAAGAAGAGGAGGAGGUGGAGGAGUCUCCAAGAAAGCGACCCCGUCUGAGCUCUUAAGGCUAAUAAUAGUCCUCUCUGGUUUGGCCAUGGUGGGCGGACGUCACGUCCCUCCCACUUCCUUCUCCCCCGGCUUUCUCAGCCUGCCGGUGCCGCCCUUUGGUCCUUCUGAGGUGUUGCACCAAAUGAGAUGAGCCACCCGCCUUUCUCAGUACUGAACUCUGCUCCUUGCUCCCUCUCUGGAAGGAGGUGGAGAGCUUCUCUGGAAAGACAGAUUGCAGUCUGUUUCUGUAGACUGAGUUUCAGUUUAUUUUUUUUUUAAUUAAAAACAAUCCAGUCAGGAAAUCCAAAUCUCUCUUCUCUAAAGGAACCAUCCUUGCUUUUCACUUGUUUUCCUCCACUUUUCCUUCAGCGUUCAGCUGUCAAACAAGCCUUGGUUUAGUCCUAUCCUCCUUUUUUUUCCUCUGUAUUUCUGUCGCUGCAAAAGCCAGGAAGCUUCAGCACAACAACAGUCUUUGACAUCCAUCACCGAACCAAACCGAAGAGACGGCAGAAAACUAAACCCAGCCAGCCAGCACCAACUGUUCAGCUGGCCGUCCAGGCUAGCAGGACUAGCCCUGAGAGCUCGGCUGGCUGGAGCAGAUUGUUUCAGAUUCAGGGCAGCAUAGAAAUGUUAAAUGAAGGGGGGGAGGUGACGAAGCGAAAUGUGGAUGAACACUCAGCUGUGAUGCUGCUGAGCUCCAGUAGAGCAGGACUCAAACGUUAAAAGCCAUGGCAUCAGAAUACAAACACAAUGUUUUGCGGGGCUGUGUUAGCCAGGAGUCCUACAUUUCACAAGUCUGUUGAAAUACUGUAUAUAUGUUUCUCUUUCUACCCAUAUUUCCACAAUGUGGUUUUAAAAAGAGGGAGAUGCCCACCUGCCUUUUUUCUUUUUAUUUUGUCAUAACAGAAAAAGGUGGGGAUCACUGUUCACCCUUCCGUUUGAGUCAGUAUAAACUUCUGAAAAGGUUAAAUGUCAGGUAAAAAAAAAAAAAAUCAAUAUUCGUACUGCAGCAAUGUCACUUUUGAAGACACCAUUUGGAGGAUGUUAGGAUUUUCUUCAGUUUGGGUUUGGUGGCCUUUCUGUAAUCCAGAGCCAAACAUUCUGCUCUGGUUUCAUUUGACCUAAGCUCCACCUUUCUUAAGGCUGAGUAACUCGCCGUUCACACAGAUCACAGGUGCAGAAUUCCCCACUUCAUUGGAGCUGAAAGUCUUUCAUAUCCAUACCAGCUGAUAUUCCUGAACACAUUUUGCUCCAUAUUUGCUUUAUUUUAAAACUGCAGUGAAAUAAGUUGAAGGAAAAAUUUUGAUGCAAUGCAAGUAUGAAUGGAUGAGCUUCUUUUCAUCUGAUUGCGACAUGAUUUGGCCCUUAUGGUUGAGGCGGUGUAGAUUUUAAAUUUACUUUGUUUUACUCAGUCAAAACGCACAGAGUCAGAUGAAGGGAUUGAAAACAUGAGUACGAGGAUAAAGGCAGUGUGGCUGGAACGUCUAAGAUGCCAAUGUGCUUGUCUGGAGCUGAGCAGCUUUGCUCCUUUCUGUCAGCAUCACCCAGCAGUGACCAUUUCUGCUCUCAACUUGUACCAAGUGCAUUUAGUACCACUGUCCAUUCUUAACAUUUGUAUGAAUUUAUUUGAUAAGUUUUGAAAUUAAAUGUGAUCCUGACAUCGAACUUUUGAAA
Messenger RNA from Cyprinodon tularosa, 4311 nucleotides. It is a transcript of the gene ppp4r3b, whose product is annotated as protein phosphatase 4, regulatory subunit 3B. Lineage: Eukaryota; Metazoa; Chordata; Actinopteri; Cyprinodontiformes; Cyprinodontidae. Gene Ontology annotation, biological process: protein dephosphorylation; DNA damage response. Gene Ontology annotation, cellular component: protein phosphatase 4 complex; nucleoplasm. The transcript is spliced from 16 exons. The record is from RefSeq and is a predicted model, not a curated record. Gene Ontology annotation, molecular function: protein phosphatase activator activity. Bases 294 to 2654 code for a protein of 786 amino acids.